Coccinella septempunctata (seven-spotted ladybird) is the source of this 1671-nucleotide messenger RNA. Its product is annotated as Golgi-associated PDZ and coiled-coil motif-containing protein-like. The record is from RefSeq and is a predicted model, not a curated record. Gene Ontology annotation, biological process: negative regulation of protein localization to cell surface. Gene Ontology annotation, cellular component: Golgi apparatus; trans-Golgi network transport vesicle; membrane. The transcript is spliced from 7 exons. NCBI's taxonomy places the organism in Eukaryota, Metazoa, Arthropoda, Insecta, Coleoptera, Coccinellidae. The coding region runs from base 125 to 1393 and encodes 422 amino acids. Gene Ontology annotation, molecular function: transmembrane transporter binding.
UGUCAGGGAAGUUGAUAUCAUAACAGACGUCAAACAAGACAGGAUUGAAAGUGAAAUGGUGUAAUUGGGAAGGUCGGAUAAUUCACAAUUUAUAAAAUAUUCAUUGUGAAAAUUCCCCAAUGCAAUGGCCAGUAUCGGUUUCAGAUGGCUGGAUAUUUUGGAAAAGGAGUUCGAUAAAGCCUUUGUUGAACUCGAUCUGACAGUUGGGGAAUGGGAAUCAGAAGAACCUGAUGCAGUUUUUAAUAUAAGACAAAAACUAUGCACAUUAAGUUCGUGCUUCGCUCAACUCACACAUAAAGCACAAACAAUAUUUCAGAAUAGCGCCAAAAUAGAGGCCGAACUAAUACACAUGAGAGCUGAGCUUGUAGAAUCGAAAUCCAAAAGAGAAGUACUAGAGCAAGAGUUACACAAUUUGCUUUUACAGCUGCAUUCCGCGCAACUCUCUAAUCUGCCCGAUAGCUUGGACGGUAAAAAACAAGAUCCUUAUUUCAAACCCGAUGUAAAUAACAUAAGGAAAAAGUUGGAAGCGGAAUUGAGGAUAAGCCCUGUACAUAUUAGUAAACAUGUUCAAGAAACGGAUGAAAUAAAACUAAGUCCAACUCUAAUAGAUAAUGCUCAAAAUAGAAUAGAAAAUGCCCAACUCAUGAGCGAAAAUGCAUCUCUGCGAAAUUCCAUAUUAGCAUUAAACAGUGAAGUAUAUGGAGCUAAGCUUGCUGCUAAAUAUUUGGAUAAAGAGUUAGCCGGAAGGAUUCAGCAGCUUCAGUUGUUAGGUAGAGAAAUGAGAGGUGAAGUUAGGGACAAACUUUGGCGGCAAUUGGAAUCCGAAAUUCUGCUUCAAAGGCACAAAACAGUCGUUAGGGCUUGCCGGAGAAAUUGUAUGUUGAACGGUUCUGACAACAGCUGUCCAAAACCUCCUGCUCCUUCAUCAGAAGGAGGAUCGAUAGGGGAAAAUAACCUAGAACAGUUUGGUGAUAUUAGGACUGUGGUUGUAAAAAGAAAACCAGGACAAGGUCUUGGGAUAAGUAUUACAGGUGGUCGAGAACACGGAGUUCCAAUUUUGAUAUCUGAACUGGAAGCAAGAGGACCAGCAGCGUUGACAGGAAAAUUGUUCAUUGGAGAUGCAAUUCUUUUUGUUAACGAUAAAGAUCUUAGACAAGCCUGCCAUAAAGAAGCUGUUGAUAUUUUGCAACAACAGUUAGGUGACUGUGUGCUUCAAGUGCAAUAUAUAGCAGCUGAUGACAGUGAUAAUUCCUUAGAAGAGGACAGUUACAAUUUUAGGUUUUUCGAUCAUUUGGAUGACGGUGGAGGAACCACUACUCAUACGUCCAAUGUUGUUGAUGUUUUAAACACUCCGACUGCACCAAGAACUCCAGAAUCGAGUGUCAGUCGGUAAGUACGGUUCUAUAAUAUAUAUGUAUAUGGCUUUUAAUCCAAAUAGUGUGAACAGUAUUUAUGUUAUGUAUGCUGCAUGACACUUGUGAUUAUUUCAUUUUAAUAGUCUAUAAUAAGUGGUAAAGUAUGUUAUAUAUCAAAUACGCAAAAACAGAAAUAUCUAGAAUAGCAGUUGUUAUUUAUUCUUAUCGCAUUCUAUAAUAAUUAUGUUCAAUGAAUAUGUCUUUUCAAUAAUAAGAAUGAAAGUUACCAAAAAAAACUGAAGUUGUUGCAGUUGAA